This is a messenger RNA of Symbiodinium sp. CCMP2592, 963 nucleotides long. Lineage: Eukaryota; Dinophyceae; Suessiales; Symbiodiniaceae. The record is from the annotation of a GenBank genome assembly.
AUGCUGCGCAUCGCGCUGCUCUCGGGCGAAGACCUGGCGAGCAUUCCUGUUGCAGAACUGAGUGAUGUAAGGGCCUUGAAGCAGCGAUUGCAUCAGGAGCAUGGCCUUCCACCACGCUUUAGGCAACGGCUGCUUCAUGAAGGCAUGAAUUUGGGUGACGCCUUCCAGCUGGACUUGCCCAUGGAUCUAGAGAUUGUGAUUUUGGCCUUCUCCGAGGUCUCCUUCAGCCAGCGAAAAGAGCUGGGGGAUGCCGCGAGAGAAGGCGUCGGGACCGAGGUUGAAGCAUUGCUGCAGCUGCCUUUGGAUCCAAACGAGGACACCAGCUACACCUUCAAGCCACUGCAGUUAGCAGCUAUGCGAGGCCAUGUUGAGGUGGCGAGACUUCUACUGGAGGCCGGCGCUGACAAGGACUUCACGGACAGGAUGGGUUUCACGGCUUUGAUGAGAGCAGCAAGCGCAGGUCGCACUGAAGUCUUGCGAUUCCUUCUGGAGGCAGGUGCUCAGACAGACUUGCGCAACGACGAUGGCUUCACCGCACUGAUGCUGGCAUGUCAACAUGGGCACUGCCACACUGCUCGAGUGUUGCUGGCGGCCGGUGCUGAACAUACUUUGACAAACACUUUCGGCCGCACAGCGCUCAUGCUGGCAAGCGAGUCGGGCAAUGCGGAAGUUGUACGAGUGCUCUUAGAAGAAGGCACCGACAAGGAUUUCUCCUCACAGAACGGUUCGACGGCCUUGAUGUGGGCAGCAAAAGCAGGUCAUGCUGAAGUGGUGGAGCUGCUGCUGUCGGCCGAUGCUCAGAAAGACUUGAAAAACAAGAUGGGCUUCUCUGCAGUCGAUUUGGCGGCCGACCACGGCCACUUCGAGAUCCUCCAGUUGCUGCUGGACGCUGGCGCUCAAAACACUUUGCUGGAAGACUCUUCGGCUCAAUCUGCGGAAGGAUCCCCGCCGGCCGUGGCAUAG